GAGCUGGGGCCUCGCGCAGGCGUCAGAGCCGAGCAGCGCACGCCGGAAAUUAGCGCGCAGGCGCCGAGGCGUCGGGAAGACGAACUGGCAGUGUAGUCCAGGUCCUCCAUGGCUGAGGCGUCACGGUGGCACCGAGGCGGUGAGGGAUGCUUCUAAGGAGUAGGAGGGACAGGGGCGAUAUGGCAAUUCCAGACACCCUGGAAGGAACUCUGCGGCCCCAAAUUCAUGGACUUCGAAACAUAAGCUGCAUUACAGAAACGAAGUAGAAAUUAGAACCACACUUCAGGAGUUGUUACUCUACUUUAUUUUUUUAAUAAACCUAUGUAUAUUGACUUUUGGGAUGGUAAACCCACAUAUGUAUUACUUAAACAAAGUUAUGUCAUCUCUAUUUUUGGACACUUCUGUGCCUGGUGAAGAAAGAACCAACUUUAAGUCUAUUCGCAGCAUAACUGAGUUUUGGAAGUUUAUGGAAGGACCCCUUUUGGAAGGUCUGUACUGGGAUUCAUGGUACAAUAACCAGCAGCUGUAUAAUUUGAAGAACAGCAGUCGCAUCUACUAUGAGAACAUACUUCUAGGAGUCCCCAGAGUUCGUCAACUAAAAGUCCGCAACAACACAUGCAAAGUCUAUUCAUCUUUUCAGUCUUCGAUAAGCGAAUGUUAUGGCAAAUACACUUCUGCAAAUGAAGACCUCUCUAAUUUUGGCCUUACAAGUAAUAGUGAAUGGAGGUACUCUACUUCUAAUACCAACUCCCCUUGGCACUGGGGAUUUCUUGGUGUUUACCGAAAUGGGGGAUAUAUUUUCACUUUAUCAAAAUCAAAAUCUGAAACCAAAAACAAGUUCAUUGACCUUCGACUGAACAACUGGAUCACAAGAGGGACCAGAGUUAUUUUUAUUGAUUUUUCCUUAUAUAAUGCUAAUGUAAAUCUGUUUUGUAUUAUCAGAUUGGUGGCAGAAUUCUCCGCAACUGGAGGAAUAAUUACUUCAUGGCAGUUUUACUCUGUGAAGCUCCUCAGAUAUGUUAGCUACUAUGAUUAUUUUAUUGCUUCCUGUGAAAUCACAUUUUGUAUUUUCCUUUUUGUAUUCACAACACAAGAAGUCAAAAAAAUAAAAGAAUUUAAGUCUAACUAUUUCAAAAGUAUUUGGAACUGGCUAGAACUGCUCCUUUUGCUGUUAUGUUUUGUGGCUGUUUCCUUCAACAUAUACUGUAAUAUACAAAUUUUUCUCUUACUUGGACAGCUGUUGAAAAGUACUGAAAAAUAUUCAGAUUUCUAUUUUCUUGCAUAUUGGCACAUUUAUUACAACAAUAUAAUUGCUAUUACCAUCUUUUUUGCAUGGAUAAAGAUAUUCAAAUUUAUAAGCUUCAAUAAGACAAUGUCUCAACUGUCAUCAACCUUGUCACGUUGUAUUAAAGACAUAGUAGGAUUUGCCGUCAUGUUUUUUAUAAUAUUCUUUGCUUAUGCCCAGUUAGGAUUUCUUGUUUUUGGAUCACAAGUUGAUGAUUUUUCCACUUUUCAGAAUUCCAUAUUUGCACAGUUUCGAAUUGUUCUUGGAGAUUUUAAUUUUGCUGGUAUUCAGCAAGCCAAUCAUAUCUUGGGACCCAUUUACUUUAUCACUUUCAUCUUUUUUGUGUUCUUUGUCCUGCUGAAUAUGUUCUUGGCAAUUAUUAAUGAUACCUAUUCUGAAGUGAAAGCUGAUUAUUCAAUAGGCAGAAGGCCGGAUUUUGAACUUGGUAAAAUGAUUAAACAGAGUUACAAAAAUGUUCUUGAGAAACUCAGACUGAAGAAAGCUCAAAAAGAUGAAGACAAGAAAACUACCAAAGACAGCAGAGAUUUGGCUGAACAAGCCAGAAGAGAAGGCUUUGACGAAAAUGAGAUUCAAAAGGCAGAACAGAUGAAAAAAUGGAAAGAGAGGCUUGAGAAAAAGUAUUAUUCUGAGGAAAUUCAAGAUGACUACCAGCCUGUCACUCAACAAGAAUUUCAAGAGCUUUUUUUAUAUGCUGUGGAGCUGGAGAAGGAAUUACACUAUAUCAAUUUGAAACUAAAUCAAGUGAUGAGAAAGCUUUCAGCUCUAUAAUACUGAGACAAGUGGAGUGGCACCACAAGUACAAAAUGAGAUUCUCUGAGUGCCUGACAAAAUGAAUUUAAGUACCAGCCAAGUACACACGAUGAUAAGCUUCAAGGAAUACAACUGACUUUAUGAUAUGAAUUUGCAAGGAACAUAUUUUAUAUGGAUUUUGAAGAAUCUUGUUUGCUUAUAAGAACUUCAAGAAGCCUAAGCUUGGCUUUAAUUUUCUUGUACUCCCUGUAUUCCUCCAGCACUGGAACACGAUCCUCUUUCUGGGCAUUCCUAUAGGAGAAAAUAAAAUCUAUAAUGUUCUAGAGA
Molecule: messenger RNA, 2383 nt
Organism: Callithrix jacchus (white-tufted-ear marmoset)
Lineage: Eukaryota; Metazoa; Chordata; Mammalia; Primates; Cebidae
Gene: PKD2L2
Product: polycystin 2 like 2, transient receptor potential cation channel
Biological process (GO): detection of mechanical stimulus
Cellular component (GO): membrane
Molecular function (GO): calcium channel activity; calcium ion binding
Source: RefSeq, a predicted model, not a curated record